Messenger RNA from Olea europaea var. sylvestris, 2065 nucleotides. Its product is annotated as proline-rich receptor-like protein kinase PERK15. Gene Ontology annotation, biological process: protein phosphorylation. The coding region runs from base 222 to 1943 and encodes 573 amino acids. NCBI's taxonomy places the organism in Eukaryota, Viridiplantae, Streptophyta, Magnoliopsida, Lamiales, Oleaceae. The record is from RefSeq and is a predicted model, not a curated record. The transcript has 8 exons. Gene Ontology annotation, molecular function: protein kinase activity; ATP binding.
UCUCCUCGUCACUUCCCAGUUCACUCAGGUGACAGCUGCUCAAACGUCGCCGUUUUUAGACUUACAUCGUUGUGUCGGGAUUUAUCUUCCAGUUUGCGCCGUCUGGAUAAUUCGUUACUACUUCUACUCCCCAUUUUCUCCAUCUACAAAACAAUUCCCAGGAAAAAAGGAUAAAUUUUGUUAAAAUACUCGCCGGAAAUCUGAAACGCUAAACCCCGGCGAUGUCUUUACCGCCAGUUGGGGGUGAUCUUCCAACUUUUCCGCCAUUAACGCCAUCGCCGCCGCUACUGGCACACAAUGCAACCAACCCAACUCCUCUGGUGAACUCCACUAGUACAACUAGUGCUCCUCCACCGGUGGUUCUACUGCUGCCGCCUCCAACUUCUGGUAAUAUGACUCCAGAGGUGGCUCCGCCUCCACCACCACGGCCAGACACGUCAAACAGAAAUACUACAUUGAUAGCACUGGGUGUGGGGAUUGGUAUAGGCGGGGGGAUUGUGCUUGUUUGCCUGGUUAUUUUUGUCUUUUGGUACAAGAGGAGAAAAAGGCACCUUGGAUUGAACAGCUUUGCUUAUGCUCCUGAGCAAGGGCCAAAAGACUCUUCCGGUGGUCCACACCAUCACUGGCAACAGACUGCUCCACCGCUGACUGGCAACAGGGUUGGAAUGCUGCCAAAACCUAGUGUUUUGUCACAUCACCAGCUGCCUUCGAUGGAUGGUUAUAAUCCACUGUCACCACCUUCUUUAGAUAGUGGCUUGAGCAAUGAGGAGCCUGCUCCACAACCAAGCACUAAUACUAGUUCGGGUUUCACAAAAACUACAUUCACAUAUGAAGAGCUAGCACUUGCCACAAAUGGUUUCUCCAGCACCAACCUCCUUGGCCAAGGUGGGUUUGGAUAUGUGCACAAGGGAAUACUUCGUGAUGGGAAAGAGGUUGCAAUUAAACAGUUAAAAGCUGGUAGUGGUCAAGGGGAGCGUGAAUUUCAGGCGGAGGUUGAGACCAUAAGUCGUGUUCAUCACAAGCAUCUGGUAUCACUUGUUGGGUACUGCAUUUCAGGGGCAGAGAGACUGCUGGUAUAUGAAUUCGUUCCAAAUAAAACCUUGGAGUUCCACUUACACGGGAAGGAGAAGCCUCCUAUAAACUGGGAAACUCGGAUGAAAAUUGCUCUAGGUUCUGCAAAUGGAUUGGCAUAUCUGCAUGACACCAGUCGACCCAAGAUUAUACACCGUGAUAUCAAGUCUCCUAACAUCCUUCUCGAUGACGACUUCAACGCCAAGGUAGCAGAUUUCGGGCUUGCUAGGUUCUAUUCAGACACUGAUACCCAUGUCUCUACCCGUGUAAUGGGAACCUUUGGUUAUUUAGCUCCAGAGUAUGCUCUCACUGGCAAACUAACGGAUAAGUCGGACGUCUUCUCCUUUGGAGUCGUGCUUUUGGAGUUGAUCACUGGACAGAGACCAAUUGAUAAAGGUCAACCCUACCUUGAUGGUAAUAUAGUUGAUUGGGCUAGGCCUUUGCUUACACAAGCUCUGGAUACUGGCAACUUUGAUACUCUAGCUGAUCCUAGGUUGCAGAAGGAUUAUAACUCCACUGAGAUGGCUCGUAUGGUUACUUGUGCUUCUGUAUGCAUUCGUCAUUUGGCACGACGAAGGCCACGAAUGAGUCAGAUAGUUCGAGCUUUAGAAGGAAAAAUAUCCCUGGACGACUUAAACGAUGGUAUUCGACCUGGAAACAGUGCAAUAUAUGAUCCUCAUGGGAGCUCAGAUUUUGAAGCCACAUACGAUACCUUUCAGUACAAAGAGGACCUGAGGAAAUUCAAGAAGAUGGCUCUAGAAAGCGUUGAACACAAAAAUUCGAGCGAAUGCAGUGGACCAACCAGCGAUUUUGGUCUGCACCCCUCGUGCUCCAGCAGCGACGGUCUAAGGACAACUCAAGAGAUGAGCUGAGCCCUGAUUGUUGAGAUACUACUCGGAGGUAGGAACUGUAAUGGUGCUUUUUUCAAAUUAUUUUAGACCUCACUGGCUUCUUUAAACCAUGCAUUAACUAACGAACUAAGACUUAUUUUUUA